AAAUAAAAAAAAAAACAACAGACAGGAAAUCGAUUGAAUACCUCGAAUAAAAUAUCAUUGGAGGUAACUUUAAAAAAUGAAAAUUAUUUAUAUGAAACAUGAAGAUGAUAUCAAGACAUUCUGCUGGUAGUCAUUCAAUAAUGUUUUUGAAUAUUAUCAUCAAAAAAUCAUUUAACAAGACUGAUUUAUUAAUUAUUUAUUUAUAAAAGAAAUAAAAGUUUAUUUUCAUGUGGAUCCAACAACUAAUCAUUAUUUGUUUUUAAAUCAAAUAUAAAAAUAAAAAUGGCUGACGAUAAUGGUAGAUGGCCUCUACAUGUAGCGGUGUUUAAUGAUGACGUUCGAAAACUUUCACAUCUACUUCGAAAACAUGACGUUUCUGUUAAAGAUAAACACGGAAAUACUGCCCUUCAUUUAGCAGUAAUGUUAGGAAGAAAAGAAUGUGUUCAAUUAUUGCUUGCACAUGGAGCACCCGUUAAAGUAAAAAAUUCACUUGGUUGGAGUCCACUAGCAGAAGCUAUUAGUUAUGGUGAUCGACAAACUAUUUCAUCGCUUGUAAGAAAAUUCCGUCAACAAGCUCGAGAACAAAUGGAAGAGAGAAGACCGAAUUUAGUGGCAGCUUUAGAAAAAAUGGGUGAUUUUUAUAUGGAAUUAAAAUGGGAUUUUCAAUCAUGGGUUCCUUUAGUUUCUCGAAUAUUACCAUCGGAUAUUUGUCGAAUACAUAAAAGUGGUCCUAAUAUACGAUUAGAUACAACGCUCGUUGAUUUUUCGGAUAUGCGAUGGGAACGUGGUGAUAUUUCAUUUAUAUUUCGUGGUGAUGAAAUACCCCAAAAUAGCCUAAGUGUUCUAGAUAAUAAGUUAAUGGUUUACCAAAGGGUUCGUUACGAGGAAACGGAAAUGGAAAUUGAAGAUGAGGUUGAUUUAUUAAUGUCAACGGAUAUAUUGGCAGCUCAAAUGUCAACAAAAAGUAUAUCAUUUAAUCGUGCACAAAGCGGAUGGAUAUUUCGAGAAGAUCGUAAAGAAACGGUUGCUGGCCAAUAUGAAAGUGAUUUAUAUACAAUCAAUGGUUUAGUAUUGGAAUCGAGAAAGCGUCGAGAACAUUUAUCAAAUGAUGAUCUACAAAAGAAUAAAGCUUUAAUGGAAAGUUUUACAAAAGGUUCAAUGCAAGCAUUUGAUCAAAAUGGUGAACCUGUAAGACGUGCCAGUUUAGAACCGCCACCAAGAACAAGUUGUUGUUGGGAUGAUUAUAUCAAUGCUGAGCCAAAUGAAUAUCCAAAUUUAGGUAGAGAAAUGGUUUAUAAGGAAUCAUCUAAAUCGUUUAGAGCAACCGUUGCAAUGAGCUCUGAAUUUCCAUUGACUGUUGAAAUGUUAUUAAAUGUAUUAGAAGUGAUCGCACCAUUUAAACAUUUUUCAAAAUUACGUGAUUUUGUAGCAUUAAAAUUACCAGCUGGUUUUCCAGUUAAAAUCGAUAUACCAAUAUUACCAACGGUCACAGCAAAAAUUACAUUUCAACAUUUUGAAUUUAGGGAAAAAAUAUCGAAAUCAUGUUUUGAAAUACCUAGCGAUUAUGUUGAGGAUCCUAUGAGGUUUCCCGAAUUAUGACGCUUUGAUAUGUUAAAUUUUAUUGAAAUAACAGAAAAAAAACGUACUAAUAUAACAACAAUACAACAAGAACAACAAUGUAUGAACUAUAGCAGUAUGAAUCAAUAUCAACAAUCAUC
Chrysoperla carnea is the source of this 1718-nucleotide messenger RNA. RefSeq names its product ankyrin repeat domain-containing protein 13C. Gene Ontology annotation, cellular component: cytoplasm. The coding region runs from base 283 to 1599 and encodes 438 amino acids. Gene Ontology annotation, molecular function: protein binding. Lineage: Eukaryota; Metazoa; Arthropoda; Insecta; Neuroptera; Chrysopidae. The transcript is spliced from 10 exons. The record is from RefSeq and is a predicted model, not a curated record.